Molecule: messenger RNA, 225 nt
Organism: Iphiclides podalirius (scarce swallowtail)
Lineage: Eukaryota; Metazoa; Arthropoda; Insecta; Lepidoptera; Papilionidae
Source: the annotation of a GenBank genome assembly
AUGGCGGCGUCGCGUGGGCGCUCGCCUCGGAGGCCAUUAGAGGCCCUUAGCGGAGGUAACGAGUGCCGCUCGGAGGGCGCGAGAUGCCGGCCGCGAUCGGCCAAUUGUCGAACCGACCAGCGUGAAAUCCCCAACGAGCUGAAGCCGAGAAUCGUGAUCUCGCACAUGCCGCAGAUGAGGGCCCGCUAUCUCCCGCGCAGCAUCGAUCAGAACACGUUUCGUUUU